Messenger RNA from Peromyscus leucopus (white-footed mouse), 2951 nucleotides. RefSeq names its product glycerophosphodiester phosphodiesterase domain containing 4 (gene Gdpd4). Bases 237 to 2126 code for a protein of 629 amino acids. Lineage: Eukaryota; Metazoa; Chordata; Mammalia; Rodentia; Cricetidae. The transcript is spliced from 18 exons. The record is from RefSeq and is a predicted model, not a curated record. Gene Ontology annotation, cellular component: membrane. Gene Ontology annotation, molecular function: glycerophosphodiester phosphodiesterase activity. Gene Ontology annotation, biological process: lipid metabolic process.
CCCUCGGGUCAGCGGCUCUGCCUUGCGGGUCCUCCAUCUUGAGAGGCGCUGGUCUUCAGAGGUGUGAAACCCAGAUUUGCGUUGGGGGCUGUAAAGCCCCUGUAAGUAGCGUCACCCAUUUCUGUGGAACUCCCAAACAUCACCCAAAGCAGGAGGUUACCUGAGGCUUACAGCCCGCAGCCGGACCCGAGGGCCUCGGACCCGGGUUGCCCAUCUCUGGAGCAGAACGGUGAAUCAUGCAUGAGGACAUCCUAGCUGAGUCUGGGAACAAGAAGACGGGAAACUCAGAUGAGAACCCCAGUCCGUGGCUAGAACGCUACUUCAACCGCAAAUGCUACAUCACCUUCCUGACUGGCUGCUACAGCUGCCACUGGCAGUACAGAGAGUGGGAGACAGCUGAACUUGGAUCCUGUUGCUGCUCCUGGAAAGAGCAAUUUUCUUAUCUGUGCCUGAUAAUUGCAUUCGUCUUGUCUGCGAUUUUUCUGUUCGUGUGGGCAGAAACCUCCAAUGAAUACAACGGCUUUGACUGGGUUGUUUAUCUAGGGACAAAACGCUGGUUCUUUUGGUCUAUUAUUAUGUUGAGUACAGCUGGGAUCCUGACUGCCUACACUUCCUUGCUUUUGUUAAUUGGGGCUUUUUUGCUCUGGGAAAGGAUUGAACUAUAUCUGCAUCCGUGUCAUAAGGUCCUCGUUUUGCUAGUAAUUGCGCUGUGCUCCUUCUUAUUAUCUAUUUUAAACAAAUACUGGAGGGACAAGUGGCUGAUAGCUGGGCUCUCACUGAAGGUCUUUGCUCCCUUUUUGCACCUGAGCCUCAUAACUGUGAUGAUUAUCAUGUCCUGGCCUCUAGCCAUCUGUGUGGCCCACUUGGAAUCAGAAGUUAGAAUAAGAAGAUACAAGAUGGCAGGUUACGAGCACGAAGUCCCGGAAAGUUGUAAUAUAUUCACAAGGUUAAGAGCUCUACAAAUAGCUGCUGGAUUGCCCUUCCUUCUUAUUCUUUUAUGUCUUUAUUUGAUGCCACUGGGAAUUUAUUCUCCCUGCAUUAUGAAGAAGGAGAAUUUAGGGCCUAAGCCUAAAUUCUUUGGACAUAGAGGUGCACCCAUGUUGGCACCAGAGAAUACCAUGAUGUCCUUUGAGAAGGCCGUUGAACAUGGUGCCUCUGGCCUGGAGACUGAUGUGUACUUAAGUUGGGAUGAGGUGCCUUUCCUCAUGCAUGACUAUGACCUGAGUAGAACAACUAAUAUCAGAGAGGUCCAACCAUCAUCUGCUUAUAAUCACACUGCCAACUUCAACUGGACAUUCCUGUCAACUCUGAAUGCUGGCAAAUGGUUCAUAAAGCAUAAGCCGUUUUUUGGCAUGCAACCUUUAUCAGAGGCUGAUGAAAGAAGAGCAAGCAGCCAAACAAUUCCAUCGCUGGCUGAGUUAUUGGAACUUGCCAAAAAUGAAAAAAAGUUUGUGAUAUUUGAUCUUUUCGGCCCUCCACCAAAUCAUCCUCUCAGAAAAAAUUUUGUUCGAAGAGUAGUAAGGGUCAUCCUUGACUCCAAAAUUGAGCAACGUCUGAUAUUUUGGUUGCCAGGUUAUGAUAGAAAAUAUGUCAGGUUCAUGGCUCCUGGUUUUCAGCAUGUGGGUCGUUUAAGAACUCUUGAGGAGCUUGCAAGCGAGAAUAUGACUAUAAUAAAUGUUGACUAUAAGAGGUUAUUCUACAGUGGGUUGAGACACUAUAAGGAAGCUAAAAUCCACAUCAAUGUGUACACUGUCAAUGAGCCUUGGCUCUUCUCGUUGGUCUGGUGUUAUAGGAUCAACUCUGUGACCACAGACAACAUCCAGGUCCUGAAUCAGCUUAGUCACCCUCUCUUCUUCAUGACUCCAGGAAACUAUACAUUUAUAUGGUUUUUCAUGGUUACAGCUUCUGCGAUUAUCAUUGGCUUUGUAUUUUGUUAUCACUGGAUAAAAGAGCUUAAAAAAGAAAGGUGGCUUGAAGAAGCUACUACUGCACCUGCAGGUUUAUUUAAUUUGGAGACCGUAAAAGAAGGUACCACCAUAGAAACAGAGGUCCCUCACCAGAAGCCAGAUGUGCCACCCACUAAGAAAGGACUUAAGGAAACAAAGAAUACAAAAGGAAAGUCGUAGAAAAACUCUGGCCACCUUCCGGCCAUCAUGGAGCAAAAAUCAAACCAAACUGAGAUAAUCAAGCACUCUGCUUCACAGCGGUCUUCAAAGAGGAGGCUCUGAAACCACCAGAUUUUCCCCAGUGAGAGCACUGACCCAUCAGGGCUUGCCAAGAAGAACCUCAACCAUCAGUAUUUCCCCAAAGGAGAUGUUAGUGUCAUACCACCAGUAACCCCCAUGGGAAUACUAUACUUCAAGGGCAACUAUACUUCAAUGUCCCAAAGAGGACAUUGCUCUGUCAGGGCUCCUCGAAAGAACCUUGAACCACCAAAGUUCCCUAAAAGUCCCACUAAUGCUUCCCCCAAAAAGACCGUGUCUUCCAAGGAGAAUAUCAAACAACCAGUGUUCCUCUAAGGAACAAAAACCCUCCCAGUUCCCGUUUAGGGGCUCACUAAGCAGAAUCCUUACUGAACAGCGCGGUGGCCCAGGUAUAGCUAACUCCUCCUCUCAGGAAUCUGUUUAUAUGCUAGACUUCUCCUCUAUUAUGUCUUCUUCCUUCUCCCUCCUCUUCUUCCUCUCUCUGUCUAAGUAUGGUGAUGGUAGGGUGUGGUCAGGAAGGCUCACACAGGGCCAUUGAGGUUUUCAGGAGCAGCACUCCGGCCCAACCUCUAUAAGGAGUGCACCUCAGGAGACUGGCCAGGGCAACCAAUGAUGCAUGGCCAUGAACCUGGAGCUGGUUGCUCUCUGAGUUUGCAGGUUGUCUCAUCUUAUACUUCUGUUGUAUUUCCUGCUGAAGGAGUGACUGGUCACUUCAGCUUGUAAUUAAUAAAGGCAACUUCUCAGGGA